AUGGAAUCACAAAGUCCAUUUAAAGGAUUAUUGUUUUGCUUUACGGGACUGGAUCAAGAAGUAUCUAAAUCAUAUAUAAAGAAAAUUGUUAAAUUAGGUGGUCAAUAUAAUGGCGAUCUUACACCACAAGCAAACGUAUUGGUCAUCGGAUCAAAUCCAAUGCAAUCUGCUAAAUAUCAAUUUGUCACUAUGCAUCGUAAUGAUAUGGCUGUAAUUCAUUUUAGUACAAUUGAUCAAUUAUAUGAUAUUUGGGUUAAUGGUGAUGAUAUUUCAUGUAAAGAUCAUUUUAAUUAUCAAAAAUAUAAAAAUAAUGAUCCCUUAAGAAUGUUACAUGUAUUACAUUCAAGAUAUGAAGCAAAGCCUCUAACAGAUUUUUAUAUCUUCUUAGGUAGAUGUCAAAAUGAAGAUAUUAAAGAAUUGGAAUUUUUUUGUCGUGCAAUGGGUUGUAUCGAUUGUAAUUCUACACAAUUUAUUAUGGAUAUAAAGAUUACCCAUCCGAAUAAAAAUAUUUUAUUUAUUACAGAUAGUACAAAUAGUGCAAGAGCACAAGCUGCAUUAUCCGUUGGGGGAAUACCUCUAGUUCAUUUUAAAUGGUUAAGAGAUUGUUUUAUUAGAGACCUUGCAUUACAAUAUGAUCCUUAUUAUCUUGUUGAAAACACCAUGGGAUUAUCUUACGAAGAAAUCGGCGUUGGUGCUUGUGAUUCUGUCGAACCACGUAUUUCUAUACCAAGUCAACAUUUGACACCAACUAUUGGUAAUAUAGAUUCUGAUGAUGAAAAUACUUCGCAUCGUUUAAUGACAAAUAAAUUAAAACCAAAAGUUGAUAAAAUAUGGGAAAGAACAUUUGCAUCAAAUGAUAAUAAUAAACAGAAAACCUCCGAUCUUACCACUAAUGGAAAAUCAACAACAAAUAGUGAACCUACUAUUCAAGAUGAACCUAUACAUGGAUGUUUCCACGGUUGUAUAUUUACCAUACAUCGUAGUUUUGAUUCGAGAAAAUAUGAAAUCCUUGAGAAAGUUAUCACUAAAAAUGAUGGAUCAGUUCAUACAAGAAUCACUAACGCAAAUUAUUUGAUAGUACCAAGUAAUAUGUCCUUGGACUCAUUAAAUAUAGAUCCCAAUCUGGAGACAAUGCCAGAAUUGGUCACUGAAUUUUUCAUUGAAAGAUGUUAUUAUUAUAAAAAACUUAUAUCACCACCAGAUUCUUGGUCAAAACCGUUCCUUUACACGUCAGAUUUUAAAUUAGUACCAUCAUUAAGAUUACUUCAAAAUCACAAUGAUCAAGUAUUAAAUAUAGCCAUUACUGGAUUUUAUGGUGUGGAACUAUUACAAUUGAAAAAAAUAUUGGAAUUAAUGCAACCUAUGGGUAUUUGUUUCUCAGAAUUCUUAAAUAGAAAGACAGAUAUUCUAUUACUAAAUAUUGCAUCUUUGAAUAGUAUACCAAGGACACAUGCUCUUUGGACUAACGAAUACAGCGAUUUACUUUUAGAGAAUUAUAAACAAUGUGAUCCAAAUUCUCCUGAGAAAGAACGCCAAAAUAUUCAUAUGAGCCCUGUAUUUAAAAAAUCAAUGAAGGAAAAAAUUAAUUUUGCUAGAGAGAAGCAUCCAAUACCUAUUAUUACACCUGCAUUUAUAAUGGAUAUCUUUCAUACAGCAAGAGUAUUCACAAGAAACAUAAUUGACGAUGAACCUAAGAUACGUAUAUCAGAUAGCAGAUGGACAGUUUGUCUACCUAGAGGAAAUGCUAGUAGUUUCAUUUGCAGAUUGAAAUAUAUCGAUCCAACCAAGAGUUUAAUCCUUAAUGGGAACCAAGAUUCGCCAAAUAAGCAAUUAGAUACGAAAGUGAAAAAGGAAGAUCAUAUCAGUAGACCUUCAUCAAAUUUCUCCUCUGCCAAGGCAAUGGCGCAAGAUGUAGUAAACAUCAUGCAUACCUCUUCAUCUGCUCCCCAAAAACUUUUAAGAAAACGGGUUCAACAAUCAGAAACUAGUUACAAAUCGUCACCUUCUCCAAUAAAACAGGAAACGAUGACCAUUCCUACAAUGAAAAGACCAAAAUUGGCCAUGGUGAAGAAACCUAGACCUGUCGAAAGAGAAGUUAGUUGGGGUAGUAUGAUUUCCGAUGAAUUAAAACGUACCGGUCAGGAUAAAAUAAGACAAGAAAAGAAUGAAAUACAGGUGCAGGACUCUGUCGAGAAUAACGAAGCUUAUACACAGGUAACUUAUGGUCGCCGUGAUCAGGUAGAGCCUGAGAAUCAUACUACAAAGCGUAUGACAAGACACCAUGCGAAAGAACUCGGAAUAUAG
Messenger RNA from Maudiozyma saulgeensis, 2304 nucleotides. NCBI's taxonomy places the organism in Eukaryota, Fungi, Ascomycota, Saccharomycetes, Saccharomycetales, Saccharomycetaceae. The record is from the annotation of a GenBank genome assembly.